AUGCCUUUAUUGGAGCCAAUCACUCCAAGGAGAAACGAGCCCGUGGACACAGGUUCCGACGACGAAGCGGACCCAGAGCUCCUCGAGCUGCUGCGCCAGCAUCUCGGAUUGGGCGGCAAACAAAACAAGAAUCUCCCGCCCGAGACCAAGGUGCUAGAGAAUGCUCAAUAUGUCUUCGACAAUGCCAUUGACGUGGCUCUCAACCCGGCCCAGACCAAGGAGGCUGCCGAGACGAUAUGGCGGUUGAUGCAGAAGAAGGCCUAUUCCACGCAGACUUGGUCCGAGCAUGAGCUUCACCCGAAGACUAAGGAUGAGAGUACGGUUGAUUUUAUCUUUACGAUGGAUCUGCUCAACUUUAGCUUUUGGUCCGAGGAGACGGAUGAGUCGAAGAGGUUCGCUAUCGAGUAUAGGGGGAAGCGGUGGACCGGGUACUGGAGUCUGGUCGCUGCUCUGCAGAGGGCUCUUGAUGAAGGCAUGCUUAGUAUCCCGAUUACCACUCCAGACUUCUGGGUGAACGAGGAAGAAUGUACAGACGAGGUGCUUCGGCACGUCUUCCGCUCCGCCACAGAUGAAGAAAUUCCUCUGUUCAAAGAGCGAACACAGUGCUUGCGUGAGGCUGGCGAUGUACUCUGCAAUGAGUUCGGAGGAAGCUUUGCAAACUGCAUCGACAGCGCCGACUACUCUGCCGCGGGCCUUGUCAACCUUGUCACUGAGAAUUUUGACUGCUUCCGUGACGAAACUGUUUUCAAUGGAAAGAGAAUCCGUUUGUACAAGCGCGCCCAAAUUCUCGUCGCAGACCUUUGGGCCUGCUUCAACGGCGAAGACUUUGGCGAGUUCCACGAUAUCGAUAAAAUCACUAUGUUUGCCGACUACCGCAUCCCUCAGAUGCUCCACCAACUUGGCUGCAUGCGCUACUCACCAUCUCUAGAGUCCCACAUCCGCAGGCGGAAGCCCAUCAGCCCGGGCUCAAACUGGGAGAUCGAACUCCGCGGCACCAGCAUCUGGUGCGUGGAGCUCAUCAAGCGGGAAAUCGAGAAACGACACCCAGAAGUCAAAUCCGCCGGCAAAAAGGGCAUUUCCAAAACCGUCGAGAACGACGACCAAGACGCUUGCGAGGGCGUCAAAAAUAUCGAACAACCACACAAGACAUAUGGCAUCAACGCGAUUCUGAUCGACUUCUUUUUGUACGACACGAUGAAGAGUCUGGAGCAGGAGAAGAACGAGAGCAUCCCGCACCAUCGGACGCGGAGCAUUUGGUAUUGA
This is a messenger RNA of Penicillium daleae, 1263 nucleotides long. Its product is annotated as queuosine 5'-phosphate N-glycosylase/hydrolase. The coding region runs from base 1 to 1263 and encodes 420 amino acids. The record is from RefSeq and is a predicted model, not a curated record. Lineage: Eukaryota; Fungi; Ascomycota; Eurotiomycetes; Eurotiales; Aspergillaceae. The transcript has 4 exons.